Molecule: messenger RNA, 767 nt
Organism: Salvia splendens (bonfire salvia)
Lineage: Eukaryota; Viridiplantae; Streptophyta; Magnoliopsida; Lamiales; Lamiaceae
Product: pre-mRNA-splicing factor SLU7
Exons: 3
Coding region: 375-707 (110 amino acids)
Biological process (GO): mRNA splicing, via spliceosome
Cellular component (GO): spliceosomal complex
Molecular function (GO): pre-mRNA 3'-splice site binding
Source: RefSeq, a predicted model, not a curated record
UGCUGUGAGUGUACUUACUGUGCUAAUUGUCGUGGUUGCUAUUUCUCUUGCAUGAUCUUGCUUAUACGAUUGGCAACCUAUGAAAAUUAUAGGGAGACAAUCAAAAUAGAGUGAGUGGUCAAGCUUUGGAGUUCAAACAGCUGAAUGUUCAUGCUUGGGAAGCAUUUGACAUGACGUUCAUAUGCAAGCUGAGUUGCUUUAUAAAAAUUUCAAGAUCAACAAGGAGAAGCUGAAGUCUGAUACUAAAGACAAAAUCAUGGAGGAGUAUGGUAAUGCUGCUGAUGAUGAAGUAAUUCCAUGAGAACUCUUACUUGGGCAGAGUGAACGAGAGGUUGAAUAUGAUCGUGCUGGUAGGAUCAUAAAAAGGCCAGGAGAUGGCUAAGUACGAAGAAGAUGUAUACAUAAACAACGACACUAGUGUUUGGGGUUCAUGGUGGAAAGAUCAUGAAUGGGGUUACAAAUGUUGCGACCAGACUGUAAGGAACAGCUAUUGUACUGGUGCUGCUGAAGCUUCAGCAGAGCUUAUGAAAGCUAAUAUAGCCCGGAAGGAGGCUAACUCUGACAUCAAUUACUGCAUAAGGUUAUUUGAAACUUGUCAUGAUCUCGUAUGGGGAUCGGAAGUACCUGACGAUCUGGUUGUGGACCAAAAACGACUUACCGAAGCACUUCAAAAGGAUGAAGAGUUGUCUGAAUUAAUUGAAGUUUAAAGAAACACGAAUCCAAACUUGGCUGAAAGAAUAGUUUAAGAGGUGCUAAAGGUGUGUUUA